Messenger RNA from Pyricularia pennisetigena, 201 nucleotides. RefSeq lists its product as uncharacterized. Lineage: Eukaryota; Fungi; Ascomycota; Sordariomycetes; Magnaporthales; Pyriculariaceae. The transcript has 2 exons. Bases 1 to 201 code for a protein of 66 amino acids. The record is from RefSeq and is a predicted model, not a curated record.
AUGGCCGGGCUCUUGGCUGAGGCCCCAGGCGACGCAAUCAAGGCACUCCUGUGUGUCGCGGGAAAGCUGCAAUCUCGUCCAUACCUGGCUUCCACCGGCAGAGCGCUGAUUCUUCGAGAAGCAAGUGACGGCAAGAACACGACCGCAUGGGCCGGUGCAGCGCAGCUCUGCGGCGGCGAGACUGGUGUGCUUGGAGCAUGA